CCAAGAUGGCGGCUGUGACUGGUCUCCGAGCAGUUUCGGCUGGUUAGGAAUCACUGACGAAAUGUUCCUCUUUCUUCAAGAAUUGAGGAAGAAGAUCGGUAAUAUUUCCACCCCGUCCGAUGACUUACAAUGACUGGAUAGGUAGCCAGGAUGUGCCUUAUCUUGCUGAUUGCGUCCUUGCAUUUCGGCUCAGGAGAACGGACUAGUAGUGUUGUAAUUAUGCAAAUGAGAUGCUAUUGACGUCAACUCUGAGAUCUUAUACCCGCCUGAUUUGUUUGUUUUAGUUGGUCGUACCCCUUUUGGUAUGUCAAUUAUCUUCCGGGGCACUUCAACAGCUCAGUCCGGACACCGUUCCGACUAGACACCAGUGGCAGUGGGUCCGUUGCUUGACUUCAAACCCUUCACACUUGGGACUUGGGCGUCAUACCCGUUUUGUCUACACGUUGUUGUCUACACCUCCAUAUGUACAUGUAGGAGCUACGCUUUUUCGUCACUGUGAAGCAUGAGUGCAGGGGGCGCUAUGAAUAACCAGAAUCCUCGACGACGGAAAAGGCCUGAGAAGGGACCUGGUUCCAAGUUUCUCGGAGAGAAACGACGUCGUGAGCAGGAGACAUCGUACCUGGAGGAGCUCGCUGAGCUGAUAACGGCUAACUUGAACAACCCGGAGUCUCUGAACAUGCUUCCAGAUAAACGGGCCUUCCUUCUAGACUCUGUCAAUAAGAUCAAGCGGAUACGCCUGCAACAACAGCAAGACCUGGAGCAAGGUAGUGAAGUUCAACACAGCCAUGUUUCAUCCAGCAAGCCAGGAAUGCUGUCUGGAGAUUCACUGAGUACCAACUUAUUGGAGGCCAUGGAUGGAUUUUUAUUUGUGGUAAACAGCUUGGGAGAAAUUGAGUUUGUGACAGAGAAUGUUAAGAUGUACCUCAACUUCAAGCAGGAAGAUCUUAUUGGCUCCACCAUCUAUAGUUUCAUCCAUGUUGGGGAUCAUAGUCAGUUUACCAGCUGUCUCCAUCCAACAGCGACUUCAGCUGGUAUUUGGUCUCAAGAUUCCAGCUCACAGAACAGUCGUAACCGCUCUUUCACCUGCCGCAUGCUUACCAAGUCAGUUGACGAAGAAGACAAUACGCAAGAACAGCACUACGAGAAUUUGAGGUGUUCCGCCAUCUUGAAACCUAAAGAAGACGGUCAGUCUUCCAACUCGGCGGAAAGUGAUACACCCGCCCAUCUUGUCUGUAUCGCAAGUCGCGCCAUGGUGGACGACUGCAGUAACAUGAUGUUAGGGAACGGAGAGGAGUUUACCACGAGCCUAGACCUGACGGCGACCAUCACAACCGUUGAUCUAACCCACCUGAAGCCACCCCACUACAGCAAGGAGGAGCUUGUUGGGCAGAUCAUCUAUAAGUUCUGUCACGGCAGUGACAGAGCGGAGCUGAAGAAACACUUUGACGAAGCUUUGGAGAAGGGAACCAGUUCAAGUUCGAUGUACCGCUUCCAGAUUUACACGGAUACCUGGGUGCGCGUGCAGACUACCAGUCGAGUGUAUCGAAACCAUCACAGUGGCAAACCAGAGUGUUUGGUCGCUGUACAUACCGUCAUAAGGGAUGAAGCUCAGUUCGGUCCCAGUCAGAUCAAGCCAGCCAGUAUGUCUGCUAAUAACAUGUCAGCGAUCGCCUCCACCAGUACAAAUGAAAAAACCAACCGCAUCCUGGAAGCACUGUCCAGCAUCAGCAACAGCAGCGGUAACAAAUCCCUGUCUGGGAACCUCGGUGGCUUAAAUCUUAACACUCUCAAAACCUUAAUGAUGAAACGUCAGCAGCAGCAGCACAUGCAACAGCAACAGCAGCACAUGCAGCAACAACAGCAGCAAGGCAUGGGAUUGAACAGCAACAAAGCCAGCACCAGCGGGAUGGGUAACCCUAACCCGACCAACCCAAACAACGCUCAGGAUGUUUUGGACUCCCUAAAGAGAUCCUCUCUGUCGAACAUGCUGCAGGUCACUGAUGUCCGGAACCGUAACGGCGCCAUGGAGACGUCGAGCGUUUACCCCGUCGCUUACAGCAACACUGGGGAUCGCCACCCCGUACCCGAGAAGAUCCAACGAUUGGAUCGCAGUCCCUCGGACUCGAACAUAGCAUCCUCGACUGAACGCAACGAUAGGAUGCAUGGUGACAAGGGCGAUGACGGUGACGUCUUCCUCCCAGAACACUCCAAUCACAAAAAAGGGCGGUACCAGGAGAAGGGUCGACCUACUGGAGGUGGCGAGGGGUCAGGGAGUGGCCAGGCCGACGGGACUAGCCCCAAUCUCAGUCCCGAUACCAACGAAGAGGAGAAGGACAGUACACUGAGUAAGAACACACUCCUUCAAAAGCUACUUCAGGAUGACGGCGAAGAAGACAAGACCGAAGAAGAUGGCGAAAGCAGCAAAGGCAACUCACCAAUGUGCGCUGAGCACAAGAACACCUUGGAGGAAGAGGUCAAGAUGGAUGAGAAGGCAUUCAGCAAACUCUUAAAAUCGGAAGGAACCGGCGACAAAUCUGCGAAAGCCGACAAGAGCGAAGACGAGAUGGAUUCGAGCGCCGAAUCGCCCAAGGAAGGAGAUGGGACAAGUAGAGUACGCAGAAAAUCAAUCGAGCGGGAGAAUACAAUCUUAAGUAAACUGCUGGACGGUGACACGCAGUCGAUGUUUGGUAGCGGGAAGCUGCCGAAUGAGCAGCCAGGUUUUGUUUGUAGUAACGUUGUGUCGACAACUACAGCGCUGCAAAAAUCAGAGCAGGAAAUGGAGAAGAAUCCCUCCUGCAAGAGUGAUAAGAAUAUGGAAGGUGUUGGUGCCGCAGGUGGCAGCAAUGGACCUAAGAAACGGAAGAAUGUACUCUUGCAGAAACUCCUGAUGGAGGACGUACCACCUUUAGACAAGGUCCCGAAUGAGACUACGUGCCAGGAAAGCACAACCUCCCCAACAGUCACAACCACCAAACCAGGCAUGUCGGGCGGACAACCAUCAAACAUUGAAGACAAUAGCGUGGAUAGUUUCGGCAAUGAUGACGAUUCUGUGGUACAGCAUCUCCUGCAUGGUAGUCUACCCGAUGAGGUGGACACCAGUCAGCCAAACAUGAUCAUGGACUUCUUAAAGGAGCUUGAGAAUGUCCCCGACCCAACCCAAGACUCUGCCCUCAUGCACCACCUGUUGAACCCGUCUGAGAGCAGUGGCCCAGCUCAAAACAGAUACCCACCAAAUAGUUCCUCUGUUGGGGUCCCGUCCCAGAACAAUCAGUACAAGGUGCCCAUGGGUCCUGAAUCUCUUCCAGGACCUGGGCCCCACCAGAGACCCGACAGUAGUGGCAACAUGAACAAUCCUUCCCUGCUAGGCCAAGGGGUCGGGCAUGACUCCAGUAGUACCAUGCACCACGGGAUGCCUUCUGGUAUGAACUCGCAGCACCGGCCUCCCGUUUCCAGGACCAACUCCAGGGAUUCUUUUACCGGUGGCAGUGGUGGGAUGCACCAGAACAGCAACAACUUUGGUCGGUUUGGUUCUCAGCAGCAGGAGAGUUUCAGUAUGGAUGGUAUGCAGAAUGUGAUGCCACCUAACCAGACAGCACCCAUGCAGAAGUCAAUGUCCCAGUUGCAUCUAUCUGGAGGUGGCCAGCAGCAGAAUCCAUUCGAGUUGGAUCCGAUGCAGCAGGAUGUCAGCUUACCUGGUAACACCAGUGAAGAGCAAGGUUUAUCCGAAGAGGAUGUCACCUUACUGCAGCAACUAGAACAGGUCCUGAACAGCGGAACGUUCCCCCUUCCAGAGUUAGAAAACAACUUCGCCGCAGACCGCCCCCCGGUGAGCAGCAUGGACAUGCAGCAUGACAGCAACAUGCUGCAGAGCAUGCUGAACAGUCAGCCGCAGACGACGCAAGCACAGCAUGCCAAUAACUAUCCAACCUCAUCAGGAGGUGGUAUGGGGAUGCAGCAGCAGCAGCAGCAGCAGCAGCAGGCACCACAACCGCAGCAGCAGAGAGGUCGGCAGCAGGCACAACCACAGCCGAAGCCCCCACAGCAGCAGCAACAGCAUCCUAUGAUGGGUAUGGGUAGGCCUACAGGCGGGUCUCGGAUGGGACAAGGUCCGAUGCCUGAUAUGUCAGCAAUGAUGGGACCUGGAAUGGCUGCACCUACGGGUCAGCCACGAUUUCCGCAGCAGGGACAUCCAUCACAGCAGCAGCAACCACAGCAAACUGCAUCACAACCAAUGCAGUUCAAUCAAAUGAACUCAAUGCAGCAACAACUGCAGCACCAGCUUCAACAGCAGCAGCAUGGUCCGACUCCUCCCCAUUCCAUGCCGCAGCAGCAGAUGUCGCCUGUUGCGAAGCAGCCCCAACCACCUAUGAGCAGCGCCCCGGGAAGUUUUGUCCGGCCGCACUCCACCAAACAGCUGCGCCACACAAUACUGAUGAGAUCCCGAAUGAAGGAGCAACAACAACAACAACAACAACAGCAGCAGCAGCAGCAACUGCAGCAGCAACAGCAGCAGCAACAACUCCAGCAACAGGCUCAGCAGCAACAGCAGCAGCAACAGCAACAGCAGCAUAGACAAUGGCAAAUCCAACAGCAACGGCAGCAGCAACUGAUGCGCCAGCAGCAGAUUAACGCUGCGGCCGUCGCUGCAAACCAACAGCAGAUGAGCGGCAACCAGCAACAGCAGCAGAUGGGUUCAGGGCCCAUCUUGCCGCAGCAGGUCGCCAACAACCCCAUGAACCCUUUGCAGCAGAAUCAACGUCUGAUGCAGCAGCAGAAGAACUUGAUGAUGCUGCAGCAGCAGCAGCAACAGCAGACGUUUACUGGGCCGCAGGUUGAGGGUGGUGUAUUCCCCCCGAUGGAUACGCAAGCUUUCCAGGAGAAACUGAGUGACGUCUUGAACCCUACAGCCGGGGCACUGGCCCCUAAUGUUAGUAUACAGAAAUCUCCCGGUCCUUACGGACCGCAAAUGUCCUCGAUGGGAAACCGUCCCAUGGGGCCAGGGAAUCAGAUGAUGGGCGGAGACAGUCGGCAACAGAUGGCAAUGAAUCAACCAUUCCCGGGGCAGGCUGGAGCCAAUCGUGGGGGUGCGGGCACCGCGGGUGGAGACUUCAUGUUCAACAGCCAGAUGAUGUCCCAGGGGCGAGGGACUCAACUCAGUGGCCCCGGUUAUCAAGGCGGGAUGGGGCACAGUACCAGCGCCCCGAACGUCUUCAACUUCCAGGAGUUCAACAACCCUGGCGGGAUUCCCGGCGGGAUGUCUGGCGGGGUUCCCGGCGGGAUGACCGGAGGGAACAUGCCGGGGGGUAAACCCCAACACAUGAUGCCUAAUUCAGGCAUGAUGGGACCCUCGCAGCACCAGCCGGGCAUGGGGGUAAACCCAAGUAUGCCGGGACAGCAUAACAUUGGCAUCAACCCAAACAUCCAACGUCCGAAUCUCGCCGCCGGUGGCAACCCUCGACAGCAGGCGCCGACUCUCACCAGAUCGAUGAGCCUUCCUACAACAAACAUGAUCUCUGGUAACAAUCCUGGCGGCAACCCUCCAAACCGCGUUAACCAGUACCACAUGCCGCAGCAUCAACAACAACAACAACAACAACAGCCUGGCUUUCCUGCUGCCGGGUUCCGUGGUAAUCAGACCGGGGGGAUGCAGCCUCACUUUCCAGGCAACUCCAUGGGAAUGCAGCCCGGUCAGAUGAGUAACACCACGGCCCCCAUGUUCUCCUCACCGGCAACGACUUCCCAGAUGAGAUGGAGCGGACCCAAUGGAGGUAUGACCAGAGGACAACAACCCCACCAAGGACAGAUGUUUCCUGGGCCAGGAGGAGGGCCUGGAGGAGGGCCCGGGGGAGGGCCGCAAUCCAGCGAGAUGCUAAGAGGAAUGGCCAACUCUGGAGGAGGGGGAGGCGGAACCCAAGAGUUACAGAAUAUGAUGAACAGGAGGCUGAAGAGAGGGGAUAGCCUUCCUGCUAAUCCUAACAUGAUGCAGGUCAGAAAAGCAACAAAACCAACGAACCCACCGAAGUACUCCCUCCAGGGGGCUGUCAACCCCUCCAUCGCCGUCCCGCCCAAUCUGACUGGACAGAACUCCAUGAAUCUAGGUCAGCAACCCUCGGGGGAAGUACCAAACCCGAGUAACUCCUACCUCGGUACUAGCGCUAGCAAUAACAGCGGCAAGAACAGGUGCCCCGUCCCUGGGACCAGCCCCUCCAAUUUGGACAUGCUCAGUAUGUCCAUGGAGAUGUUUGAACCAGAGUUUCCGAAGUCCGAUGGUCAGAAUCCAAUCGCCAGCUCCACCACCAAUCCCACCAGUCAACCAGACAGUACCAGCGCAGGUCCAUCCCGGCCCGGCCCUGGUGUCGAUCCUCUCAAACCCUACGCUGAAAUGCAAUCCAAUGAAGAGGCUAAACUACGAUAUCAGGUACCAGACGAAUUUUAUAAGAUAUCGGGGGCCCAGACAGCACCAGACGCCUGCACCAGAGUCACUAAUCUCUUUCGGAACCAACUGACCGGUCAGCCUCUACCCGGACAGGGUAACGGGCGAGGGGUUGGUGGGCCACAAGGUAUGGGGAACGCCCCUGGUAUGGGAGGACCCGGGAUGCAGGGGGGCGGAGUCGGUAAUGGGGGGAUGGUACCGCAGCAGCAACAACACAACCAGCAACAGUUUGGCAAUGAUGAGCAGCAGGAUGGAAUGGACGGUGAUGGUAAAUCCAAUAACAGUCUUUUGCAGAAACUCCUCCUAGAAUGAUUUUAAAAGCAAGGAUCAUCACGAACGGGACACAAAACAGAAACAACAAUUCAUCUACGAAGAUUUCGUAUGGUCGAAAAAUUUUUGGUUUGCUCACAAACGGUAGGGAGUUUUAUAGUCCAUAAUCACAAGUUCGUGGCAAAUUUACAUUCAAUGUUUUAAAUGACACUUUUUUUUUAUUUUUUCAAGAUUUUUUUUAAAAAUGUCGUCUUUGGGGGGGGG
Asterias rubens (European starfish) is the source of this 6967-nucleotide messenger RNA. Its product is annotated as nuclear receptor coactivator 2-like. The transcript is spliced from 23 exons. The coding region runs from base 503 to 6745 and encodes 2080 amino acids. Gene Ontology annotation, molecular function: nuclear receptor binding; protein dimerization activity. NCBI's taxonomy places the organism in Eukaryota, Metazoa, Echinodermata, Asteroidea, Forcipulatida, Asteriidae. Gene Ontology annotation, cellular component: nucleus. Gene Ontology annotation, biological process: positive regulation of transcription by RNA polymerase II; cellular response to hormone stimulus. The record is from RefSeq and is a predicted model, not a curated record.